GUCUUUACUUCGUCAGCACAAGCGUGAACAGCACUUGCCGCGCAUUUCCAUAUCCUUCUCAUCUGUCCUUCGCGUAGCGUCUUCCUUGAAUCACUAUGGCUCUGCCUCCCCCAUCAAGACUCGGACGGUACCGUCUUCUCGGGCCUAAUUGUGGCCUGAGAGUAUCACCGCUGCAAUUGGGGGCCAUGUCCAUCGGCGAAUCCGAUGCGGCCACUCUCGGAAGCAUGACCAAGGAGAAAGCUUUCGAACUCCUGGAUGCCUACUACGAUUUGGGAGGAAACUACAUUGAUACUGCCAAUUCAUACCAAGCUGAAGAUUCGGAAAAUUGGAUCGGAGAGUGGAUGAAGAAGCGUGGAAAUAGAGAGGAGUUGGUCCUCGCUACCAAAUUUACUUCCAACUACAAGCGAGGCAAAGUGGACAAGCACCCUAUUGCAAUCAACCGCUCUGGUAACAGCUACCGAUCCAUGUUCCAGUCGAUCGAUGCGUCGCUCAAGAAGCUCGGUACCGACUACGUCGAUGUGCUUUACCUGCACUGGUGGGACUGGACGACACCCAUCCCCGAGGUCAUGCAGGGGCUCAACAAUCUGAUCAAAAUGGGCAAGGUAUUGUACCUCGGUAUCUCUGACACGCCCGCAUGGGUCGUCUCCAAGGCCAAUCAAUAUGCACGAGACCAUGGCCUCGCGCCGUUUGUGCUCUACCAAGGGCGAUGGUCGGCCGCUGCCAGAGACAUCGAAAGGGAUAUCCUCCCGAUGUGUAUCUCGGAAGGCAUGGGCAUCGCACCCUGGGGUGCUAUCGGACAAGGCCGAUUCCAGCGCAAAAAGGAUCAAGGCCAGUCCAAGGACGGACGGAGUUCCAUCGCGCUCAACGAGAAGGAGCUCAAGGUCUCGACCGCGCUCGAAAAGGUUGCCGACGAAAUCAAGGUGGAAAGCAUCACCGCUGUCGCCCUCGCCUACGUCAUGGGCAAAUACCCUUACGUCUACCCCAUCAUUGGCGGGCGAAAGGUCGAACACCUCAAGAGCAACAUGACUGCCCUUGACUUUUCCUUGACCCGGGAACAGAUCAAGGAAAUCGAUAAUGCUCUUCCAUUUGAUUAUGGUCAACCCAUGGCCGAGUUCGGUCUCGACCCUCAUGUCUUUGGCUAUCAGCAACACGCUGCAUUGGUCGGAGCUGGAUUGGUCGACUAUGUGCCCUAUCGUCAACCUCUUGACAAUGCCAAGCUUCGAGAGAGCGAUGCUGCUUCCGCUGAAGCCUUCAAGAAUGGCAAGAUUUAAGAGGAGCCCGGAAGCAAAAUAUUAUAUAUACAGGUUGAUGUAGAUUACCGUAAACGUUUUGAUGAUCCCCCGAUUGC
Molecule: messenger RNA, 1348 nt
Organism: Kockovaella imperatae
Lineage: Eukaryota; Fungi; Basidiomycota; Tremellomycetes; Tremellales; Cuniculitremaceae
Product: NADP-dependent oxidoreductase domain-containing protein
Exons: 9
Coding region: 96-1271 (391 amino acids)
Source: RefSeq, a predicted model, not a curated record